Molecule: messenger RNA, 399 nt
Organism: Aspergillus pseudoviridinutans
Lineage: Eukaryota; Fungi; Ascomycota; Eurotiomycetes; Eurotiales; Aspergillaceae
Exons: 1
Coding region: 1-399 (132 amino acids)
Source: RefSeq, a predicted model, not a curated record
AUGGACAACUCUGCCCGCACUUUGCACUCCAUAUCCCACAGCAACAUCCAAGGCUCCAACUCCAUACCAUCCUCGUCAGUCACACUAGGCUACGCACCCUCAGCGAUGACAGCCCAACCGCAGAACAUCCUACCUUCAAGUACAAACCAGACGCAGUUCGGAGCGAGCGGGCAACAACAACAGCACCAACAAAAACACAAGCAGACCACUUCUUCCACCGAGUCUGCGAUCACGGCGCCCCCGCCCCCGGCAGCUGACAUCUACCGUCACCAGGUCACCGGCUCGGGGGGUCCAUUAGCAACAGCCCCUUUCCUACGAGACUUUAGUCUCGUCGCGGAAGCCGCAAAACGGGCCCAGAUGUCUGUCGUGCUGCGGGAUCUGGAGAGCGUCACUCUAUAG